Setaria italica (foxtail millet) is the source of this 2027-nucleotide messenger RNA. Its product is annotated as glucan endo-1,3-beta-glucosidase GII. The transcript has 4 exons. The coding region runs from base 66 to 2012 and encodes 648 amino acids. Lineage: Eukaryota; Viridiplantae; Streptophyta; Magnoliopsida; Poales; Poaceae. Gene Ontology annotation, molecular function: hydrolase activity, hydrolyzing O-glycosyl compounds. Gene Ontology annotation, cellular component: plasma membrane. The record is from RefSeq and is a predicted model, not a curated record. Gene Ontology annotation, biological process: carbohydrate metabolic process.
GGGUUGCGUUGUGAUGAGCAUCCACUGCAAGGGCGACCUCUGAAUACUCGCCGGCGUCGAGGAAGAUGGCCAAGCGAGGCGUUGCCCCGGUGCUCGCGGCAGCAUUGGUCGUUACGGCAUUCGCCGCCACCGCUACAAGUGUGCGAGCCAUUGGCGUGUGCUACGGCGUGAUCGGCAGCGGCCUCCCAUCGAAGAGCGACGUCGUGCAGCUCUACAAGUCCAACGGCAUCGCCAACAUGCGCUUCUACUUCGCCGACCAGGAGGUCCUCAACGCCCUGCGCGGCUCGGGCAUCAGCCUCGCCCUCGACGUCGGCAACGACAAGGUCGGCGACCUCGCCAACGACCCCGCCGCCGCCGCGUCCUGGGUGAAGGACAACGUGCAGGCCUACUACCCGGACGUCAGCAUCCGGUACGUCGUCGUCGGAAACGAGGUCGACGGGGCGGCCUCGGUCCUCCAGGCCAUGAAGAACGUCCACGACGCCCUCACGUCGGCCAACCUCGCCGGCAGCAUCAAGGUGUCCACGGCGGUGAAGAUGGACGCGAUCAUCAACUCCUCGCCGCCGUCCAACGGCGCGUUCAAGGACCCCUCCGUGAUGUCGCCGAUCGUGCAGUUCCUCGCCGGCAACGGCGCGCCGCUGCUCGCCAACGUGUACCCCUACUUCGCCUACAAGGACAACCAGAACAUCGACCUCAACUACGCGCUGUUCGAGCCGAGCUCGACGACGGUGGGCGACCCCAACGGGCUCACCUACACGAACCUCUUCGACGCGAUGGUGGACGCCGUCCACGCCGCGCUGGACAAGGUAGGCGGCGGCGGCGUCGACGUCGUGGUGUCGGAGAGCGGGUGGCCGUCGGCCGACGGGAGGGGCGCCACCGUGGACAACGCGAGAACGUACAACCAGAACCUGAUCAACCACGCCGGCAAGGGCACGCCGAGGAAGCCGGGCCCGAUGGAGGUGUACGUGUUCGCCAUGUUCAACGAGGACAACAAGGACGGGGAUCCCACGGAGAAGAAGUUUGGGCUCUUCAACCCGGACAAGACACCAGUCUACCCUAUUAAUUUCUAUCCGAGACCUCACAACAAAUGGUUUGGCGUGUGCUAUGGCAUGAUAGCCAACAACCUCCCGCCGCCAGGCGAGGUCGUGCAGCUCUACAAGUCCAGCGGCAUCAGGAACAUGCGCAUCUACUUCCCCGACAGCCAUGUCAUGGAGGCCCUGAGCGGCUCCGGCAUCGGCCUCAUCCUCGGCGUCGUCAACCAAGACAUCGUCGGCCUCGCCGGCUGCCAAUCGUGCGCCGCGUCCUGGGUCCAGACCAACGUCAGGCCCUACUACCCCGCCGUGAACAUCCUGUACAUCGCCGUCGGCAACGAGGUCUCGGACGGCGCCGCCCAGAGCAUCCUCCCGGCCAUGCGGAACCUGCAAGCCGCCCUGGCCGCCGCCGGCCUCGCCGCCAUCAAGGUGUCCACGUGCGUGAGGCUCGACGUGGUCACCAACACCUUUCCCCCCUCCGCCGGCGUGUUCGCGCAGCCGUACAUGGUGGACAUCGCGCAGUUCCUGGCCGGCGCCGGUGCGUCGCUGCUCGCCAACGUGUACCCCUACUUUGCCUACAGGGGCAGCCCCGGAGACAUCAGCCUCAACUACGCGCUCUUCUUGCCGGGCACGACGGUGAGGGACGGCGGCAACGGGCUGGUGUACACGAACCUCUUCGACGCCAUGGUGGACGCCGUCGUCGCGGCGCUGGAGAAGGCCGGCGCGGCGAGCGUGAGGGUCGUCGUGUCGGAGAGCGGGUGGCCGUCGGCGGGUGGGACGGCGGCGAGCGUGGAGAACGCUCGGACGUACGUCCAGAACCUGAUCGACCAUGCCGCCCAGGGCACGCCCAAGAGGCCCGGGGCGUUGGAGACCUUCGUGUUCGCCAUGUUCAACGAGAACCAGAAGCCGGGGGAACUGACGGAGCAGAACUUCGGGCUCUUCUAUCCUAACAAGUCUCCGGUGUAUCCCAUCAUUUUCCGAUGAUGCACGAGUGUUACU